AUGACAGCAGCGGUUGCGGAAUCAUCUGUGGAUCCGCUGGGUUCUAGAGAAAGAACACCAGUUACGCUCGCUGUCAGGAAGUCUUUGAAACGAACGCAUGAUCUCUUCGUGGGGAACGAGGAGUUAAAGCGCGUAGAGGAUUCUCGGGGCACAGAGGCCAUGCUGCGUCUGAAGAUGCAUGACGAGUAUCAGCAUAUUCGAGACGUCCCUGAGCAAGUCACAGAUGAAACAGUGACUGCACUGCCGUUUUUGCGGGCUGCGAUCGAUGAUGCGACACAGGAGGCAUUGCCAUCUGCGAUUACGCAAAUGAUCACCGAUGGUGACGAGAAGGGCAGCCGCGGUCCAGCAGUGGGGCCUGUUGUGCCAAUCGCGCCAAAGGCUCCUGCAGAUCCAUCAACGCAGAUUCAGGUAAGACCGCUACGCGAACGUCCCGAGAUUCCCAAACCUAUUUGGCAUCCUCCGUGGAAGUUGAUGCGGGUGAUGUCUGGCCACGAAGGCUGGGUACGGACCGUCGCCGUGGACCCAACCAACGAGUGGUUUGCAUCCUCGGGCAAUGAUCGCCUUAUCAAAAUUUGGGAUUUGGCCAGUGGCACGCUUAAGCUGUCCUUGACGGGGCAUGUCAGCACUGUGCGCGCUGUUGCCAUCUCUGAUAGGCAUCCAUACCUCUUCAGUGCGUCCGAGGAUUGCGAGGUGAAGUGCUGGGACCUAGAGCAGAAUAUGGUAAUUCGAAAUUACCAUGGACACCUCAGUGGUGUGUAUUGCCUCGUUUUGCAUCCCACACUGAACAUCCUCGCGACAGGCGGAAGAGAUGGCUCGGUUCGAAUUUGGGACAUGCGCACCAAGACUGGAAUUUUUGUCUUCACGGGCCAUACCAACGCCAUUUGCUCGUUGACAUCGCAGGCUGCAGAGCCCCAGUUCAUCAGUGGUUCCAUGGACAGAAUGGUACGAUUGUGGGACCUCGCGGCCGGCAAAUGCUCGGUUACUUUGACAAAUCACAAGAAGAGCAUACGUGCUUUGGCGAUCCAUCCACUUGAGUACACUUUUGUCUCGUGCUCUUCGGACAACAACAAGGUGUGGAAAUGCCCCAAAGGGGCGUUUGAGCGCAACAUUCAGGGCCACAAUGCCAUUGUGAAUUGUUGCACCAUCCGUGAGGGUCAACAGGGCUCCUCGCAGCUAAUAGCUGGAACGGACAAUGGCUACCUCCAUUUUUGGGAUUGGAGAAGUGGCCACAAGUUCCAGAGUCUGGAGGCAAUACCUCAGCCUGGAAGCAUGAGUGCUGAAAAUGCAAUCUUUGACAUGGCGCUGGACCAGAGUGGCAGUCGUCUGCUGACGGCAGAGUGCGACAAGACCGUCAAGAUCUACAGAGAGGACCCCAAUGCAACCCCAGAGACGCACCCUCUCAACUGGAAGGCGCCCAAGCUCAAUGCAAACCAUCGCUACUGA
Molecule: messenger RNA, 1443 nt
Organism: Symbiodinium pilosum
Lineage: Eukaryota; Dinophyceae; Suessiales; Symbiodiniaceae
Source: the annotation of a GenBank genome assembly